AAAAUCCACUCAUUCCUGUCUCUCUCCUUCCUCUCCCAAACACAUACCUAGCUACCUCCAUUGUGUUUGUGCUUUCUCCCCGUCCCCUUUGCCUCUGCUUCUGGGGGACUUCCCCCUCUUUUCCCUCGCCAGUUUUCUCUCCUCCCUCUUUCUCUCUUUCUCCAUCAUCUUUAUAUGUAUUUCUCUUUCUUUCCCUUCCUCCCAUUUCUUCUCCGGCGAACAAACCGCCAAAAAAGAAGACAAAUGUGCAUGAUCAAAAGGAUCAAUCCCUAAAAACGAAAAGGGUGCCUAGCCUUUACAAAGUUUAGCCUUUUCAACCUCAGCUAUACAUUUUUCCUUUUGCCUUCCCUUUUUCCAUCUUUCCCAUCAAGUUUGAGCAUAAAAAAAGAUCAUAAAGUUUGACUGAAGAAUACGAGGCUAGCUAUCCCUAGUACCAUAUCAAUCCUUUCUUCAUACUUUAUCGUAUUAAACUCCCAAGACAAAAAGAAUAAGAGGUAGAACAUGGCAUCUUCAUCAAAUUCUCCAUGCGCGGCCUGCAAAUUUUUAAGGCGGAAAUGCCAGCCGGAGUGUGUCUUCGCGCCAUAUUUUCCACCGGACCAGCCCCAAAAGUUCGCCAACGUCCAUAAGGUAUUUGGUGCCAGCAAUGUAACCAAGCUGCUCAACGAACUGCACCCAUCUCAGCGCGAGGAUGCGGUGAAUUCGCUUGCUUAUGAGGCGGACAUGCGCCUUCGCGACCCCGUCUAUGGCUGCGUGGGCGUUAUUUCCCUCCUCCAGCACCAGCUCCGCCAGCUACAGAUGGACCUGAGUAGCGCCAAGUCCGAACUCUCCAAGUACCAGAGCCUUGGCAUCACGGGCCACGCAGGCCUAAUCGCAGCAGCGGCUGCGGCUGCCUCUGCUACAACCACACACACUCACACGCACCACCAGAGCUUAGGAAUCAACUUUAUAGGCAGCGGCAGCGGUGGAGGGCGGGAACACCAGUAUCACCGCCAGUUCUUCCCUAGAGAUCAUCCACAGCAAAUGAUCAGAACCUUUGAUUCUGGAAACAACUAUGACGCCAACCUUCUUUCCAUGAAUAACAUCUCCACAGGGAUUGGACAAUUGAGUCAGUUCCAGCAACCUAGAGCUGCCACCGGAGAUGACCGGCGUACAAUUGAUCCCUGAGUUAGUGUUUCUCAAUUACUUAAUGGUAACAGGAUUAAUUUGCAGGAUUUUGAAGGAAGAGAAUUUUCAAUGUCGAAGGGAAGAAUACUAGAAAAAAAAAAAAAAGGAGGCAUGCAUGCAUGUAUGGCGUUUAUGAUGUAUUAAAAAAUACUAAUUGAA
This is a messenger RNA of Rubroshorea leprosula, 1323 nucleotides long. The record is from the annotation of a GenBank genome assembly. NCBI's taxonomy places the organism in Eukaryota, Viridiplantae, Streptophyta, Magnoliopsida, Malvales, Dipterocarpaceae.